GAAAGUUUUCCUGCUCACAUGUACCUCCGAUCCCAGCCUCGCAGACAGACCUCUCUUCUCUCACCAGCAACUGAGAAACCAUGAUGCAAUUAAGGAUUUUAAUUUUGACAUCUGUUAUGCUCCCGUGGAUACUGUUAUCCGCAGCAAGAAAACCUAAAAAGGAGGUUGUAAACAUUCCUGACUAUGGCUUUUCUGAAGACUCAGGCACCGAACCAGCUGCAUCUCCGAAAGCCGAAGAGCUGCCGACAUGUCUACUGUGCGUCUGCCUGAGCGGAUCUGUUUACUGCGAGGAGGUUUCCCCAGACUUGUCAGCUGUCCCAUCACUGCCAAAAGAAACAGCAUAUCUCUACGCACGUUUCAACAAAAUCACAAAAAUCAAAAAUAAAGACUUUGCAGACAUGGCUACAUUACGAAGAAUCGACCUAACUGGGAAUCUCAUCGCUGAGAUAGACGACGGAGCUUUUUCAAAACUUCCCAACCUCGAGGAGCUCACUCUUGCAGAAAACAGACUGACCAAACUUCCUGUGCUGCCCAACAAGCUAGUAUCUUUCAACGCCAAUUUCAACAAGCUGAAAACCCAGGGUGUAAAGGCAACAGCUUUUAAAAAACUCGCAAGACUGGCGUAUCUUUACCUCGGAAACAAUGAACUGACGGCAGUGCCCCAGCUUCCGGAGUCUCUCCACGUUGUGCACCUGCAUAACAACAAGAUCUCAAAAAUAACCGACGAGACAUUCUGCAAAGGUAACACCAGCCACUACAUCCGCAGCAACAUGGACGAGGUGAGGCUGGAUGGCAACCCCCUGAAGCUGUCACAGCACCCCGACAGCUUCAUCUGUCUGCAGUCUCUGCCUAUUGGCUGGUACAACUGAAACACAAAACAGCAUGCUUUUGACUGAGGUAGACCUUGAGGGAAACGUUCUGUGCAAUCUGAGUAAGUGCAGGACAAAGAUGCAGAUAGUUUAAAUAAAGCAAAAAUAAUAAUAAUGAUAAUAAUGAUAAAUAAUGCACAGUGAAGUUCUUAAGUGACAUUUUUAUAUACUCAAUAAAUCAAUUAAAUACUUUGUUUUUCAUAAUUAAAUAGAAAUCAUGUAAUUGUAUAACAAAGAUUUCUGCAAUAGGAGGAAAUUGUGUUUGUUUGUUGUUGUUUUUUUUUGUAUUUUAACAGCAAUAUCUGCCUGUAUUUAACACAUCUGUGCAACAUUUUUCCAAAGCGUCCCUAAACACAAACCUGCUUUUAUCUGUGCGGAACAAUUUCACAGAUUUGUCUUAGCAGGUACUAUGCAAUGUUUUUAAGGUUAUACAUCAACACAAACUGGCUGUCAAAGCAUUAGUGACACAUUGGUAUCAUGACGAGAUGAGACCUUUGUUGUGAUCAUUUCUCAUGACAGUUGUAUUAUCAUUGCAGUUUUGCUAUUGUUUUUCUAACCGAAGACCAUAUAAACAAUAAAACCUGCAUGCUGGA
Molecule: messenger RNA, 1462 nt
Organism: Stegastes partitus (bicolor damselfish)
Lineage: Eukaryota; Metazoa; Chordata; Actinopteri; Pomacentridae
Gene: ognb
Product: osteoglycin, paralog b
Exons: 6
Coding region: 81-869 (262 amino acids)
Biological process (GO): bone development; articular cartilage development
Cellular component (GO): extracellular matrix
Molecular function (GO): protein binding
Source: RefSeq, a predicted model, not a curated record